CGUGACCACGGUCCACUGCCCAUAAAAGAGGGAUGCAGCAUGAGUGAGUAAUUCAUACCAGUCCGAGUACACUGAGGGAAAGUGUCCACUCCUGACCAGUAUCCUUCGCCACCACCACCAGAAACCACCCCACGAAGCAUCAUGCCAGGCCCCUGCUGCAAGGACGGGAAGUGUGUGUGUGCCGAGGGCGGCUGCAAGAAAGGGUGUACCUGCACCUCCUGCCGCUGUACUCCCUGCCAGAAGUGCUCUGGGGGAUGCAAGUGCAGCAACAAGGAGGAUUGCGCCAAGACCUGCACGAAGCCCUGCUCCUGCUGCCCAUAAACCCGCGUCCUUCGAACAACGCCAGUCAUCGUCCCCGCCACCACAGCCAAGCAUCUCCUUCCCAACGCCGUCUUCCCAGAGUGACAGAUAACCACCGCGUCAGCUGCCGGCUUAGCUCACAGCGUGGGAAGAUGCGAUGGAAGAGAUGCUGGCUGCUGUGAUGACGGUGGGCGGUGGCCAGACUCUCUCGUGAUCAUUUAUCUUCUGUUUAGUACAAUUGUUUUUCUUCUAGAUCUGUAAGCUUUUUCUGUUAUUCAUGUUCACAAAAUAUCAAAAAUAAAAAAAUAUUCCUUCAUCCACA
Eriocheir sinensis (Chinese mitten crab) is the source of this 622-nucleotide messenger RNA. RefSeq names its product metallothionein-1B-like. The record is from RefSeq and is a predicted model, not a curated record. The coding region runs from base 142 to 321 and encodes 59 amino acids. Lineage: Eukaryota; Metazoa; Arthropoda; Malacostraca; Decapoda; Varunidae. Gene Ontology annotation, molecular function: metal ion binding. The transcript has 3 exons.